This is a messenger RNA of Porites lobata, 933 nucleotides long. The record is from the annotation of a GenBank genome assembly. Lineage: Eukaryota; Metazoa; Cnidaria; Anthozoa; Scleractinia; Poritidae.
AUGGAAUUUUCAUCGCCACUUUCAUCUCUGUUUAAACGGAAAACGAGAGGGAGUAAUUCACCGACCAGCGAGACCAUUUCCCCCGAAACGAAGCGGUUGAAAGAGAGUGUGAAAGAAGACGAAGCGAACGCUCCACCCGCCAUUGUAUCGCCACCAAAGUCGAAGAACGAUUCUGAAGACGUAGUUCUGUCUGCCCUCAAUAUGGCACAAGAUUUCGCCUCCAAAGUGGACUUAAUAUUAUCAAAGUUAAGUCAACUGGAAAAUAUCGGCACACAAAUAAAUGUUUUACAGGACUCUGUGGAUCGAAUAAACCAAACGGUCGCAAACCUUCAAAGCGAAUUCCACCGCUUAAAGGAAGACGUACGAAAUACAGUCGAAGAAACAAAUACGCUUAAAACAAGCGUAAAAUUCCUGAAUGAUGAAGUGGAAACCAGUAGGAGAAAACUCCGAGAUGACGAAGAGAAGUCACGACAGGAGUUGGAUCACUUGCGUCUCCAACUCUUAAAUUAUGAAGUGUACAGCCGCCGCGAAAAUCUUCGUUUCUACGGCAUUCCAGAAAUCGAAGGGGAAGAGAAUACUGAACCCGUUUUGAAAGCUUUCUUGGAGAAAGAGUUAAAUGUGGAAAACGCCCAAUCUAUUGAGUUCCAAAGAGUCCACCGCGUCGGUAAAAAGGACCGAAACACAAGAAAACCCAGGGCCAUCAUAGCACGCUGUCUUCGCUUUAAAGAUCGAGAAAACCUCUUUUCUUGCCGACGCAACAUCGAUAGCCAGUCGAAUUUUGGUAUUGGCCCAGAUCUACCUAAGCAGGUGAUUGAUAUGAGGAAGAGGCUUAUUCCGAAGAUGGUACAAGUAAGAAAAGAUGGAAAACGGGCAGCCUUCAGUAGAACGGAACCCUAUAAACUCUUUAUUGACGGUGUGGAGGUAAAAUCAUAA